Messenger RNA from Gadus chalcogrammus (walleye pollock), 1614 nucleotides. It is a transcript of the gene sfrp2, whose product is annotated as secreted frizzled-related protein 2. Gene Ontology annotation, biological process: canonical Wnt signaling pathway; negative regulation of canonical Wnt signaling pathway; non-canonical Wnt signaling pathway. Bases 74 to 961 code for a protein of 295 amino acids. The transcript is spliced from 3 exons. The record is from RefSeq and is a predicted model, not a curated record. Lineage: Eukaryota; Metazoa; Chordata; Actinopteri; Gadiformes; Gadidae. Gene Ontology annotation, molecular function: Wnt-protein binding.
GACAAGUCUCUCCCCCCUUCUAUUUCUGCGCUGGUGGACGCUAAAGCCCAUACGUUUAGUUUACAUUGAAAUCAUGAGGCGCUUCAUUCUCACACUGCUAUGGGUAGUGUCGUUACCUUCGUGCAUGGAGGCUAUCCACGGAUUAUACAAUUUUGGCCAACCUGAAUUCUUUCAUCCAAAGAAGAACAACUGCAAGCCCAUACCAGAGAAUCUGCAUCUGUGCCACGAUAUUGAAUACACGGAGAUGCGCCUGCCCAACCUCCUGGGCCACGAGACCAUGAACGAGGUCCUGCAGCAGGCGUCCUCUUGGACCCCGCUGGUGCAGAAGCAAUGCCACCCCGACACCAGAAAGUUUCUCUGCUCCCUUUUCGCCCCCGUUUGUCUCGAUGACCUGGACGAACCGAUCCAGCCGUGCAGGUCGCUCUGUGAGAGCGUUAAGACCGGCUGCGCACCGGUGAUGAACGCCUUCGGGUUCCCAUGGCCUGAUAUGCUGGACUGCACUCGGUUCCCCGCCGACAACGACCUGUGCAUCCCCCCUGCGGGCAUGGACAACUUCGUCCCGGUGACUAAAGAAGUGCCCAGAGUGUGUGAGGCCUGCAAGGAAAGAGAGGAGAAUGACAACGAAAUUGUCGACAACUUAUGCAAGAAUGAUUUUGCUCUGAAGAUCAAGGUGAAGGAGAUCUCGUACAUCAACGGCGACACAAAGAUAGUGCCGGAGACCAAGAGCAAGACCAUCUACAAGCUGAACGGCGUGACGGACCGGGACCUGCGGAAAACCGUGCUGUGGCUCAAGGACGGGCUGCAGUGCGUAUGCGAGGAGAUGAACGACAUCAACGCCGCCUACCUGGUUAUGGGCCAGAAGCUGGACGGACACCUGGUCAUCACCUCCCUGAAGCGCUGGCAGAGGGGCCAGCGGGAGUUCAAACGGAUCUCCCGCAGCAUCCGCAAGCUGCAGUGUUAAAAGUGUUCACGUGUUAAAACAGACUCAGAAAAAGGGCCCUUUUGUCCGUUCAAACGUUAUGUGUUCAUUAAUUUAAUGCUGCACAUCAGCAGCAGGUGUCUGGAAUAAUGACUCUUUGGUGGGAUGGGUUUGAACUGGCCUAGGCCUGUACAAUGAGUUGAGUGUUGGGUAGGCUUAUAAUAAAAGCAGGGUGCGGAAUAGAUAUAGCUUAUGAAUUGAAUUGGGUGAUUCUGAUUGGUGGGACAUAUAGGUCUACAAAUUAAGGAUGUUAUUUUGUACCUAUCCAUUUCUCAAGCUAAAUGAGAGAUAGCGGGCUAUAUUCUCUGCGUGUUUGUAGGCCUAUGCUUUUCGAUGAAAAUGUGAUUGAAUGGGUUAUUUUUCUACUUACUUUUUGCUCUGGACUUUACGGUUUGUCUUCAUGUUUCGUUAUUAAAAACAUUUCAACUCCACGUAUUCAUUCAAAGGUCGGUUUGAUAUUCGUGGUUCAGUUAAGAUUAAGUAAAUUGCAACUAUACUUGAGCGCAUAGCAACCAUAUUCUACCUUUAUGUUUACUGUUUUUGUAGCCUAUUAGGCAUAGGCACUCUGUAAAUAGAAAAUACUGUUCAACUGGUGCAAAAUAAAGAUGACAAUUUCUACAAAAUUCCAUUUAUUC